AACAAUCAUGGCCUCCAAGACCUCCUUCUUGAUCCUUGGACUCCUCUGCCUGGCUAGAGCCAAUCCCCUGUGCCCUGGAUCCACGGCGGUAUAUGAAACUCCUGCAGCCACCACCGUCUGCGAAACUACGCCAAGCAUCGGCGUUGGAGGUCUGGGAGGUCUGGGCGGCCUCGGCGGCCUCGGUGGUCUAUGGGGAUCUUGUGGACGUGGACGCGGCUUUGGUCUUGGAGCUACAACUGUUUGUGAAUCGACACCGAAUCUUGGUUUAGGUUAUGGAGGCUUGGGUGGAGUUGGCAGUACAACCGUCUGUGAGACCACCACACCUAGUAUUGGAAUAGGAGUAGGGCCUAUAGGUGUUGGCAUGGGUGGUACUACAAUAUGUGAAACUACACCGAGUAUGAGCUUUGGGUACGGGUAUAAUCCGUACGGUAUAAGUGGUGUCGGUUUAGGAGGCAUUGGGGGCACUACGAUAUGUGAGACUGUACCUAACAUAGGCAUAGGCUCCGUAGGGAUUGGUGGUACAACGGUUUGUGAGACUACACCUAAUCUAGGAUUUGGAGUAGGUUUUGGGGGUAUGGGCAUAGGUGGGCUUGGUGGUACUACCCGCUGUGAAACCAUUCCGAACGUAGGCUUAGGAAUGGGCUACGGUAUGGGUGGUCUAGGUAUGGGUGGGAUUGGUGGCACCACAGUCUGUGAAACCAUCCCGAACGUAGGCUUUGCAAUGGGCUACGGUGGUCUAGGUAUGGGUGGUCUUGGAGGGUCUACAGUCUGCGAAACUAUUCCGACUGUAUCUUACGGUUGUAAUGCAGGUUUAGGUUACCCGUAUGCCUUGGGUGGUAUGCGCCCUGGUUAUGGAUCUUUCGGUUACGGAGGCCUGGGUGGUUUAGAGGUUAUUGUGACGGCCACCUAG
Molecule: messenger RNA, 910 nt
Organism: Cydia strobilella
Lineage: Eukaryota; Metazoa; Arthropoda; Insecta; Lepidoptera; Tortricidae
Product: shematrin-like protein 2
Exons: 5
Coding region: 8-910 (300 amino acids)
Source: RefSeq, a predicted model, not a curated record